Oncorhynchus mykiss (rainbow trout) is the source of this 4153-nucleotide messenger RNA. NCBI's taxonomy places the organism in Eukaryota, Metazoa, Chordata, Actinopteri, Salmoniformes, Salmonidae. The record is from RefSeq and is a predicted model, not a curated record.
GUCUCUCUCUCUCUCUCUGUCUCUCUCUCUCUCGCCUCCAGAGGAUCAGCUCCCCUCGGGGUUCCCCACCAUAGACAUGGGUCCCCAGCUGAAGGUGGUUGAACGCUCUAGAACGGCCACCAUGCUGUGUGCUGCUAGCGGCAACCCCGACCCAGAAAUCACCUGGUUUAAAGACUUCCUCCCUGUCAACACCACCAAUAACAACGGGCGAAUCAAACAGCUCCGUUCAGAGUCCUUUGGUGGCACGCCUAUAAGAGGUGCCCUCCAGAUAGAGUUGAGUGAGGAACAGGACCAGGGGAAAUAUGAAUGUGUUGCCACCAACAGCGACGGAACCCGCUACUCCACCCCUGCUAACCUAUACGUCAGAGUGCGCAGGGUUCCCCCCAGGUUCUCCGUCCCUCCAGCAGACAGUGAGAUAACACCAGGAGGUGGUAUCAACAUCACCUGCGUGGCUGUGGGCUCCCCCAUGCCUUACGUCAAGUGGAUGUUAGGCACAGAGGACCUCACCCCGGAGGACGACAUGCCUAUCGGACGGAACGUCCUGGAGCUGGGAGACAUACGUCAGUCUAACAACUACACCUGUGUGGCCAUGUCCACUCUGGGGGUGAUAGAGGCCAUGGCACAGAUCACGGUGAAAGCCCUGCCCAAGACCCCAGGUAACCCAGUGGUAACAGAACGAACUGCCACCAGCAUCACUCUGACCUGGGACUCAGGUAACCCUGAACCUGUGUCCUACUACAUCAUACAGCACCGUCCUAAAGGUUCAGAAGACAUCUAUAAGGAGAUAGACAGUAUAACGACUACACGCUACAGUGUAGGUGGUCUCAGCCCGUACUCUCACUAUGACUUCCGGGUGGCGGCGGUCAACACCAUUGGUAGAGGUCCAGCCAGCGACUCUGUAGAGGCCAGAACAGCAGAACAGGCUCCGUCGUCACCACCACGACAGGUCAGAGGUCGUAUGCUGAGUACCACCACAGCUAUAAUCCACUGGGAUGGACCUGAGGAGGCUAACGGGCAGGUGGUGGGAUACAGAGUCUACUAUACAGACGACAACACACUGCAAGUCAACCAGUGGGAGAAGCUGAUGGUUCGUGGUGUGAACUUCAUCACCAUCCACAGUCUGACCCCUAAUAAGACCUAUUACAUCAGAGUCCUGGCCUUUACCUCUGUAGGAGACGGACCUCUCUCCCAGGACCUGCAGAUCAUAGCCAAGACUGGAGUUCCGUCCCAGCCAUCAGACUUCAAAGGAGAGGCCAAGUCAGAGACCAGUGUAUUACUGUCAUGGGUAGCUCCUCCACAGAGUGGGCCUGAAAACCUGAUCACUGGAUAUGAACUGGUAUACAGGAGGUCUGGUGACAACGAAGAGAAGAAGCUGAAUUUUGACCCCGCCUCCUCCUACCUUAUAAAGAAUUUGAAGCCAUUCUCCUCCUACACCUUCCAGCUGGCAGCACGUAGCAAGCACGGCAUCGGAGCGUAUACCAACGAGGUUACCACAGAUACACCACAGACACAACCCUCGGCCCCUCCGCAGGAAGUCACAUGCUCCAGCCCCAACUCCACCAGCAUCCUGGUAAGUUGGGCUCCGCCCCUGGCGGAAUUCCAGAACGGAAUCAUAACGGGAUAUUCCAUCCAGUAUUCUGUCACGGAACGGGACAACAGGACUUCCCAGCAAGUCAGCCGAAUUCCACCGGGAAGCUCUCCGUACCUUCUGGAAAACCUGGAGAAAUGGACCGAGUAUGGAAUCACGGUCAGAGCCCUGACGGAAGCCGGAGAAGGACCAGAGAGUCUACAACUACUAGUACGCACCGAAGAAGAUGUUCCCAGUGGUCCUCCGCGCGACGUGGCGUCGGAGGCGGUGAACUCGUCAGCAGUCAGGGUGGUGUGGCGGGCACCGGCCGUGGAGCGGCAACAUGGUCAGGUCAGAGGUUACCAGGUCCACUACAUGAAGAUGAACUAUGGAGAACCCGCUGGACCCAACCUCAUCAAGGAUAUACUCCUAGACGACUCACAGUGGGAAUACAAUGAAUCUGCAGAAUAUGAGUUGGUUCUAGGGGAACUCCAGGCUGAUACUGCCUACUCUGUGUCUGUGGGGGCAUACACCGCCAAGGGAGACGGGGCACGGAGCAAACCCCAAACUCUCUGCACUACCCUCCCACUCCCAGAACCCCCCAGGCUCUCAGUAAGUCCCACCCCCGUGGGCACGGCCCAGCUCCAGUGGCUGCCUCCACCCAGCCCCGCUACCCCUCUCCUGGGGUACCGUCUAACCUUCGGACGCCUGGAUGUCCUCCCCUUCACCGUGGUAGAAUUCCCCAGCAAGGAAAAGUCCUACACUGCUCAGGAUAUCCACAAGGGGGCGUCGUACGUGUUCCGACUCUCCGCCCGGAAUAAGAUAGGAUAUGGAGAGGAGGCAGCGAUCGAGGUGACCACUCCGGAAGACGUUCCCGGAGGACACCCAGAAAAUAUCCUGUCUGAAGGCGCCUCGGCGUCUUCCAUACGGCUCGCUUGGAAGUCUGUCCCGCUGAUCGAACAAAACGGGAAGAUUGUGAAGUACUCGGUGCAGUACCGGGAUGUUAACGGUAGAGGUGGGAACGCUACCGGGGAGGUGGUGGUGACGGUACCGGAAUCUAGCGUGGCGUUGGAAGGGCUGAGCGCUGACACGGUGUAUGACGUCAGAGUGCGUGCGUUCACAGCGGUAGGGGCGGGGCCGUAUAGUCCCGGUGUCCAGUUUAGGACGCGACCACUGGAUGUGGAAGUGUUUGCUACUAACUUCAGAGUGAAGGCUGCCAUGAAGAACUCAGUCCUGCUGACCUGGGAGAUACGAGACAAAACACCCUCCCAGCCUUUUACGAUCCUGUAUGGUAAGGGUCAGAGUGUUGAGGUGGAUGGUAAACAGAACCAGAAGCUGAUAACAGGUCUGCAGCCGGAAACACAGUACUCCUUCCUGUUGACUAACCGUGGCAACAGUGCCGGAGGUCUACAGCACCGCGUAACCGUGACGACCGCCCCGGACGUGCUGCGUUCCAAACCCACGCUGGUGGGGAAGACCAACGCAGACGGGAUGGUGACGGUUCAACUACCGCCCGUACAGACCACCACUACCGUCAGGGGCUACUAUGUGGUGGUGGUUCCUCUGAAGAAACAGAGAGGAGGGAAGUUCUUGAAGCCUGGUGACAACCCUGAUCAGAUGAACCUAGAUGAGCUCCUGAAAGAGAUCAACAGGACCAGUGUGAGCCAGGCGCUGCGUGUCCGUCGUCAGGUCCCGGCCAGCCAAUCAGAUCCCAGGGCCUAUGUUUCCGCCCACUUUAAGAUCCUCCCCCAGGAGUUCACCCUCGGUGAUGGGAGGAGCUAUGGAGAGUUCCGGAACCGCCCCCUGCAAAACGGACAGGAAUAUGUGUUCUUCGUGCUGGCGCUGCUAGACCUGUCUAAUAAUACAAUGUAUUCAACCAGCCCCUAUUCUGACCCCGUGACCUCCAAUGACGUGGACCCUCAGCCAAUCGUAGAUGAGGAGGAGGGGCUUCUGUGGGUGGUGGGGCCGGUAAUGGCUGUCAUCUUCAUUGUCUGCAUCGUCAUCGCCAUCCUACUCUUCAAGAGUAAACCAGACAGGAAAAGAGCUGAGGCAGAGGGAAGGAAGGCUAGUUUCCCCUGCAGCAAGGCCAUGUCCUCUCACCAUCCUACAGAUCCUGUGGAGCUACGCAGAAUCAACUUCCAGACCCCAGGAAGUUACCGUGUAUCAGCUUUCCGCGGCUACAGACGAUUGUCAAGCAUGGCUAGUCACCCACCUGUCCCCAUCUCUGAGCUCGCUGAUCAUCUAGAACGCCUGAAAGCCAACGACAACCUGAAGUUCUCUCAGGAGUAUGAGUCCGUUGACCCCGGACAGCAGUUCACCUGGGAGCAGUCUAACCUGGAGGUCAACAAGCCAAAGAACCGCUAUGCUAACGUCAUUGCCUACGACCACUCCAGGGUUCUACUGUCCAGCAUCGAGGGUAAGUUGGCAGUCACACACAUACACGCUAACGUCAUCACCUACGACCACUCCAGGGUUCUACUGUCCAGCAUCGAGGGAGAGACACACACACACACACACUUUUCUUGUUUUAUUCUCGGCCAGUCUAAAAGUUCCUUCGCUGUCUUAAUAUGAUAUUACCACUGAGCA